AUGAGAACUACCGAUAGCCUACAACCUUCUGAUAGGUACCCCAAACGCCACUACAUUACCAGCGUUGACUCGAGGGAAGGAAGUGUUAUAUUUGAUGCGGCGGCCCCUGAGAUUGUCCGCCAAUCUUUCAGUAUCUUCCCUUUAUACAGUGUACGACAAGCACCAGCAGAGCUAGAGCAGGACGAAAAUCUCGAUCAAUCCUUCCGUCAAGUGAAGCAUGAGCCUUUCGCGGCUGAUGAGAAUGGUCAGCCCUUGGUCCAAUUUGUCGAGGGUGUGCUUGACCCACUUUCCAGUACUGGCACGCAUCGAUCUUUAACGAUUGAUUUCAUCACGAUCACCCAGGGAUCGGUCAUCCUUGAGUUUGAGAACGGAGUCGAGAAAAUAAUUGGAACUGGUGUAUGA
Messenger RNA from Penicillium coprophilum, 402 nucleotides. RefSeq lists its product as uncharacterized. The transcript has a single exon. Bases 1 to 402 code for a protein of 133 amino acids. NCBI's taxonomy places the organism in Eukaryota, Fungi, Ascomycota, Eurotiomycetes, Eurotiales, Aspergillaceae. The record is from RefSeq and is a predicted model, not a curated record.